AUGAACAUAAUGGCCGUUAUUACAAUUAAACUCCUCAAGAAGCAGAUCAGCGAGAAGGAUAGCGCAGGAUUUGUGAUCUUGCGUGCUGAAGAGCCUGAAGAUAUGUGGCACAUUUACAAUCUAAUCCACGUAUCGGACUUAGUAAAAACGACGACGAUCCGCAAGGUGGUAAAAGAAGGUGUGACGGGCUCUACCAGUAGCCAGCGUGUGCGAAUGACUCUUCAAAUCGAGGUAGAGCAAGUAAAUUUUGACCCAGCACUAUGUGUACUGCGGAUCAAGGGCAAGAAUAUUAUGGAGAGCCAACAUGUCCGGCUGGGAGCUUAUCACACGCUAGAUCUUGAAAUGAAUCGUGAUUUUACGCUAACUAAAAACUGCUGGGACGUCAUGUCAUUAGAGCGCAUUAACAUAGCAUGCGACGUCACUAAACAAGCUGAGCUAGCGGCAGUGGUCAUGCAGUCUGGCCUGGCCCAUCUAUGCUUAAUCAAGGGUGACAUGACUGUCAUUCGUGCAAGGAUUGAGAUUAGUGUACCCAAAAAACGCCCUGGAAACUCGGCCCACGCGAAGGGGAUCGAAAGAUUUUACGAAAACAUCGUGCGCUCCAUUCGGCAGCAUAUUGACUUUAAGCUAGUCAAGUGUGUAAUCCUCGCGAGUCCAGGGUUCGUCAAGGAUAACUUUUAUAAGUUCAUGUUAGAGCAUGCUGUCCGCCACGAUGACAAGAUUAUUCUUGAGAAUAAGCAGAAAUUUGUGCUAUGCCAUUCAUCAUCUGGUCACAAGCAUGCGCUGGACGAAGUACUGAGUGACCCAUCAAUUCAGUCACACGUGGCGGAUACAAAGGCAGUGGAAGAUGUCAAGUGCCUAGAACAAUUCUUCAACAUGCUGCAUAUUGACCAGGAUCGCGCAUACUACGGUUACAAGCACGUCAUUCGAGCAAAUUCUAACAUGGCCAUUGAGACGCUUAUGAUCUCGGAUGCUCUGUUUCGAUCGCAAGAUAUCGCAACGCGUCGUAAGUAUGUUGAAAUAGUAGAAAGUGUGCGAGAUAAUGGUGGCACAGUGCGGCUUUUCAGUAGUAUGCACGUGUCGGGCGAAAAGCUUGGUCAAGUGAGUGGUAUCGCUGCUAUUCUACGUUUCCCAAUGCCCGAAAUCGACGAAGAGGAUCAAAACGACGAUUCUGAAGGUGAGGACGAGAAGGAUGAAGAUAGCGGGGCUGGAAAUGUUUUGGUAGACGCUUCAAAGGCUGAUUGUUCUAUUCCAUUAAAGAAUGAAAGUGCUUAG
Molecule: messenger RNA, 1272 nt
Organism: Plasmopara halstedii
Lineage: Eukaryota; Oomycota; Peronosporomycetes; Peronosporales; Peronosporaceae
Product: mrna surveillance protein pelota
Exons: 5
Coding region: 1-1272 (423 amino acids)
Biological process (GO): ribosome disassembly; nonfunctional rRNA decay; nuclear-transcribed mRNA catabolic process, no-go decay
Cellular component (GO): cytoplasm
Source: RefSeq, a predicted model, not a curated record